AUGGAGUUGGAUAGCAGCAAUAACUCUACCAUCACACCAACACCAACCACUACAGUAUCGACAACUAAAUCACAAGUUUUCAAUUUUAAUUCGAUUAAUGAAGGCGAAAAUGUUAUUUUAGAUAUAAACAAUGGUGAAAAAUUUUCAAUUGUCAAAGUUAAAAGAGGAUUAAAAACUAGAAUUGGUAAAAAACAAAUCAAUAUCAGUGAAAUUAUUGGUAAACCAUGGUUCAGCAGUUUCCAAGUUGUAAAUGAAACCAAUACAUUGAAAAUAGUUACUCAAAAAGAAUUAGACGAUGCAUUAAAUAAUUUAGUAGAAUUAAAUCAAAAUGAUGCCGAUAAUAGAAAUCUCGAUCAAAACAAUACUGCACAAAAAUUAACCCAAGAAGAAAUUACCAAGAUGAAAGAAUCUGGUACCGAUUCAAAUACAAUUAUUAAAACUAUUGUUGAAAACAGUUCAAGUUUCCAAACUAAAACUGCAUAUUCCCAAAUUAAAUAUUUAAAAAAGAAAAUUAAGAAGUACUCAACUAUUGUUAAAGUUAUCAAGCCAACUUCAAAAUCAUUAACUGAAGCCUAUUAUAAAAAAGAUGCUAGAAAAAUUUGUAAUCUUAGAUUCGAUUCAUUUGGUCAAUUAUUAACUUUAGCCAAUAUUAGAUCUGGUACUCAAGUUUUAGUUGUUGAAACAUGUAUGGGUUUAGUUACAGGCUCAAUUGCAGAAAGAAUGGGUGGUGAAGGUACAAUUUUAUCUGGAUUUAUUGGUAAAGGUGCAUCAUUAUCAAUUGUAAAUAAUUUUGGUUUCCAAUCUGAUGUUUUAAAUACUAUUUAUCCAUUCAAUAUAAAUUUAAUAAAUAAAUUAAACAAAAAAGAAGAUAUUUCAGAAAUUAUAAACCCAACUGUAGGUUUAGAUUCAAAAAAUAAAAAUAAAAGACAAGAUAAUAAUAAAGAGGAUCAAGACGACCAAGAAAAUGGUGAAGAAGCAAUUACAAAUCAAAAGAAUGAUACUUCAACCAAUAACAUUUCAAAAUUAUUAAACGAUGGUACCUGGUCAUUAGUUAUCGUCACUAAAUAUUCACCAUUAAAUAUAUUAUUAGCAUGCUGGCCAUAUUUGAAUGCCAGUGGUAACUUUGUAAUCUUUUCACAAUUCCCACAACCAUUAAUCGAAUGUCACCAAUUCCUUCACAGUAAUCAAAUGGCAAUUAAUCAACAAAUCUCUGAAAUUUGGAUGAGAGAAUAUCAAGUAUUACCAAAAAGAACCCAUCCAACCAUGGGUAUGGACGGUGCCAGUGGUUAUUUAUUAUCUGGUAUUAAAGUUAAUAAUAUCACAAAACCAACAAUAGCAUCAACAACUACAACCACAACAACCAAUACCACAACAACUACACCACCAUCAUCAGAUCCAUUAGAUAUUGAAAAACAAGUUAUAAACAGUACCACCACCACCACUGCAGAAGAAGAUGAAACUAGUGAAUCAGUAUUAAAAAAAAGAAAACUCGACGAAGAAGAAAAAAAUUAA
Messenger RNA from Dictyostelium purpureum, 1512 nucleotides. RefSeq lists its product as uncharacterized. NCBI's taxonomy places the organism in Eukaryota, Evosea, Eumycetozoa, Dictyosteliales, Dictyosteliaceae. The transcript has 2 exons. The coding region runs from base 1 to 1512 and encodes 503 amino acids. Gene Ontology annotation, cellular component: nucleus; tRNA (m1A) methyltransferase complex. The record is from RefSeq and is a predicted model, not a curated record. Gene Ontology annotation, biological process: tRNA methylation.